UAGGAAAAUUCAAUCUCAAGCAACUGCACGGAAAGAAAAAGGAAAAAAAACUCCACUGGAGUCAUGUUUGGGUGAAUUUCCAUUAAUAGAAAAAUAGUGGUGCUCGGAAAACAAGUGAAAAUCCGGAAAUAGGAUCUGAGGGAAUGUGAGCAUUAGCGCACCUCUCACUGGUGAAAGUAGUGUAAAAUGUAGACACAGUUCCGAAAGUGUAGAGAUGUAAACCCGAGAAUUUCCACAUCAGUGCGUUAUCCGCGGAAACAUAGAAUUUUUUUCUCUCUCGCCUGGUUCGAGCUUCAAGAGCACACAAACCGCAAAUUCUCCGCAAAACCUAUCGCGAAAGUAAAAAUUAAAUCCGCAUCUUCACAGCGUAAUUUCAGGAUCCAAUGUCACAAAUAGUUAGGAAUUGGGAAUUGUGAAAAUUCAACCCUAACUUGACCAAAUGGAUGCAGUCGAGGCGAACACCUACGAGCCCCUGGGCGAUCGGCAUCGUUCAGGGUGUGCGACAGAUAGUCCGGACCAUGGACCUCCCAAGGAUCGCAAGCAUAUCGUCUAUAUUGCUCUCCUGACAGCCGGCAUAGGAUUUGUUUUGCCAUACAACAGCUUUAUCAUAGCAGCAGAUUACUGGCAAGCGCGAUUUCCAGGAAGAUCAGUGGCUUUAGAUAUGUCUAUGACCUACAUAAUAGUGGCUUUUGCAACCGUUCUGCUGAACAAUGUAUUUCUAUCGCUGGCUCCAUUCCGUAUGCGUAUCUUUUUCGGUUAUGCAAUAUCUUUCACGACCUUAACCUUUGUGGCUCUUUGCGAAGUAGCAUGGCAUAUGUUUUCCAAAGGCACGGCAUAUUCGGCAAGCUUGGCAGCAGUGUCUCUGGUCGCGAUUGGAUGUACAGUACAACAGUCUAGCUUUUACGGAUUCGCCAGUAUGUUGCCGAAACAAUACACCCAGGCUGUAAUGGCUGGCGAAAGUCUUGCAGGCUUCCUGGUGUCUUCCAACCGUGUUGUAACCAAACUCAUAAUAAAAAGUGAUCGUGUGUCUACAGUUAUAUUCUUUUUGGCAUCAACGGUCUAUAUUGCAUUUAGUUACGUGCUUCAUUCGAUCACGAUUCAUUCUCCCUUUGUGAGGUACCAUAUGAAGGCGUGCGCAAAGAUUGUACUGCGACCAGAUGAGAAUCGAUUGUACUUUUCUUUGCAGAAUGAAAAUCUGGAUAACGAUACGUCUCAGAGCAAGUAUGGAGUGCUUACGUUGGAUUCAAGUCCCCCACCACAGGCAGCAUCAGCAACAACUGCAUUAAGUUUCAGUAAUCCAGUUUAUGAGUUGUCUAAUCCAACUGCAGGUGAGAGCGUCAUUGAAGGUCUUAAUAACUUACCUGAUGUACCACCUACACCACAGGAAACACCAAGCGUUGCAUUUAAGGUUGAACAUAUUCUUACCCCGGGUCAUUGCAACCCUAGUCGUUUAAGUGAUUUGAAAAGUGGUUUAGAGUCCAGGUGGAGAGUGGCACAUGCUAUCUACCCAUAUAUGGUGUGCAUAGCAUUGGCAUAUUGUGUGACCCUCUCCUUAUAUCCUGGAAUCGAAUCAGAGAUAAUAUCUUGUACCCUGGGCUCAUGGAUGCCUGUUUUGUUAAUGUUCGCAUUCAAUACGGCGGAUGUGAUUGGCAAAAUUUUGGCUGCUGUGCCCUACAGUUGGUCAAGGCGGCAGUUGAUUCUGAUGUCUGGACUCAGAAUUACUUUGGUUCCAUUAUUGCUGCUAUGUUGCGCUCCAAGGGCUCAGCCGGUGAUAUCAGGAGAAACGACAGCUUUUGUUUUUACAAUUGCCCUGGGGCUAUCAAACGGAUUAGCAGGUAGUCUACCUAUGAUUUUGGCACCAGCAAAAGUCCCAGCCACAUUGAAAGAGGUUACUGGGAACAUGAUGACUUUAUCAUAUAACGUAGGCCUAACUGCUGGUUCUCUUAUCGGUUAUGUUUUUGAUUCUCUGCUGGGUCCGCAACUGGCCAAUCCUUGCCCAACUUACCCUUAUCUUUCCCCGUCCAUCUUCAAUCAGACUUUUCAGAAUCCUGUCCAGACUUCUUUGAAUUCUUCUACGCCUUCUCCAAUUUCAACUACUGUGGCCACAAUAACAACAGCCGCUACAGCGCUCAUAACUACUUCAACCACCACCGCACUAACUUCUUCGUCUGUUUCGCCAAAUAUUAGCUCCUUGGCUACAACUGCAUCCUCCAUCCUAUCCACCGUAAUGGCAACAAUUUCACAAAAUGAGGAUUUCACUACGAAACUGUUGGUCUCUUCAACAGCCUCACUUUACAAUGCAACCACCCAUUCGCCAAAUUUAACGUUUGUAGACUCGACUGAGCAGAAUUAGAGGAUACUCAUAAGCGAAGUAGGAAGACAUUAAACGGACUGAUGUGAAUACGAUACAAAUUAUUGGAUAGUCUGUUCUGCGUUGAAUCUAUUAUUUGAUUUUAAUUUGUAAGUUCCAUUAGUACGUAAUCACUGGAGCCGAGACUGUGGCACGAGCGACACAUUCCAGACAAGGUUGAGGAGGGGUUGUUUCCUAUUUCCGACAGGAAAGACAUUGAAGUGAAUAGUAUUUAUGUCUGAAAGGCUAAAUUAUUGUACAAUUAGGAGUAGAUAAACUAUUUCGAUCCCCCACAAGUGAGGAGACACUGAGCUCUGAUUUAGACGGAACCACUAGGUAAGGGCUCAUUAUGUUGUACACCCCAAAGGGGUUUCAUCUCUUGUUUUUAAGAGCACGUCGAAGCGAGUAGGUAAUCUUGAUAAGUCUCUGAAUAUCUGCAGCCAAACGGGUUAUAGCGCGAUCAUGGGGACGUCGUGUAACUGAUAUAUCAUAAAGUAUGUGAAAUUGAAUAUAAAACAUGCAAAACUAUAUAUUUUUUAUUAUCACAAACAGCAGCAGCAGUAUCACUAUCAUUAAACAUAUUUACCCCAGUAUAAAUACAAAAAUAUUACAAAGAUAUAUACUCAAUGCGAAAAAUGUUUGGAAUUACAUCUGUGGGAGUCCGGUACCAAAAGUCAAUGCCAAUUAUCGUGAAACUAGAUGAAGGAUAUUAUCUAAAAAACACAUAUAAUUCCAAACAGUAGCUGAAAGUGAAAGAAACAGGUGGAACAAUUUUGCGGAAAUUGCAAGAAAAUGGCAACAAUUUAGAUUGGAAAGUCAUUAUUAUGAAUAAGGCAGAAGUAUCUAGGUCCAUUGGAAACAAAAGCAUUCCUUAAUCAAAUCCUCCUAUUCCUAAAAAGAGAAAAUUAUUAAAUACCUAUUUUAUGAACGUUAACAAGUCACUCAUUUGUUUCAUGUGUUGGAGUUGUUUUUCCUUUCAUAUGUGAAGGGAUCUAAUACUCUUUAAGAUAUUGAUACUGUUAUACAAUGUUAGUUAUCCUCCAGCAUUGAAUGGACUACACGUUUAGGUUUUGUGAUAUUUGAGGGAAGAGUUUUGUCACGUUUUUCUUUUCUUUGUUGUUUUGUCUAAGAGGAGUGAAUGCGACACGAAGGGAAAGAGUUGACUCUGAAAACAUGAUCUGUUUUAUGUUGAAUUUAGUCUAAAGUGAAAUUAAAAAUAUACUAAAUGUAAGGAAGUAAGCAGAAAAAUGUAAAAUAAUGAAAAAGGCAUAAUAAAUUAUUUUCAUUAAUUCUAUA
This is a messenger RNA of Hermetia illucens (black soldier fly), 3646 nucleotides long. RefSeq names its product equilibrative nucleoside transporter 4 (gene Ent3). Gene Ontology annotation, biological process: nucleoside transmembrane transport. The transcript is spliced from 5 exons. Lineage: Eukaryota; Metazoa; Arthropoda; Insecta; Diptera; Stratiomyidae. Gene Ontology annotation, molecular function: nucleoside transmembrane transporter activity; monoamine transmembrane transporter activity. The record is from RefSeq and is a predicted model, not a curated record. Gene Ontology annotation, cellular component: plasma membrane. The coding region runs from base 440 to 2353 and encodes 637 amino acids.